AUGAGAAGAAACUUUACCAUAGUGACUGAAUUUAUUCUUCUGGGGCUCACCAAUUGUCUGGAAUUGCAGAUCCUCUUCUUUGUGCUGUUUCUGGCAGUUUACAUGGUCACAGUGGCAGGGAAUCUCAGCAUGAUUAUACUCAUCGAAGUCAAUGACCAGCUCCAUACACCCAUGUACUUCUUCCUGAGCCACUUAUCCUUUGUUGAUCUGUGCUUCUCUACCAAUGUGACACCAAAGAUGCUGGAGACUUUCUUAUCAGACAAGAAAACCAUUUCCUAUCCUUCUUGUCUGGUGCAGUGUUACCUAUUUAUUGCCUUGGUCCAUGUUGAAGUCUAUAUCCUGGCUGUGAUGGCCUUUGAUUGGUACAUGGCCAUCUGCAACCCUCUCCUUUAUGGCAGAAAAAUGUCCAAGAGUGUCUACACAUCCCUCAUCGUGGUGCCUUAUGUGUAUGGAGCACUCACUGGGCUGAUGGAGACCAUGUGGACCUACAACCUAAUUUUCUGUGGCCCCAAUGAAAUUAAUCACUUCUACUGUGCUGACCCUCCACUGAUUAAGCUGGCUUGUUCUGACACCUACAACAAAGAAAUAUCAAUGUUUGUUGUGGCUGGAUGCAACCUUUCUGUGUCUCUCCUCAUCAUCCUUAUUUCUUACUUUUAUAUUUUUCCUGCUAUCCUGAGAAUCCACUCCUCAGAGGGGAGGCUAAAAGCUUUCUCUACUUGUGGAUCACAUCUGACUGCUGUCACUAUAUUCUAUACAACUCUUUUUUUCAUGUAUCUCAGACUCCCCUCAAAGGAAUCUGUGGAACAGGGAAAAAUGGUUGCCAUCUUUUAUACUACAGCAAUUCCCAUGUUGAACCCUAUGAUUUAUAGUCUAAGAAAUAAGGAUGUGAAGAAUGCAUUAACCAGAGAGUUGUUCAGGAAAAAAUACUUUAUUAAAAAAGUCUCUCUUCUUUGUGUCCAAAAUCUUUUUCUAGACCUUUUCUUCAAUACUGAUGAUGGACUUCAUGGUGAAAUGAGAAAUAUGAUACACCAAGGAGAACUCAAACGUGUCUUUACCUUUAACUUUAACUAUUUUAAAAAUUCAAAACAUAUAAAACAAAAUUUUUGUUACGAUAGUUUAUGUGUGGUAGUAAUGAUUUGGGUUGUUCACCAGAUAUUUUUAUAUCCUUGA
Messenger RNA from Choloepus didactylus (southern two-toed sloth), 1170 nucleotides. RefSeq names its product olfactory receptor 5M8-like. Gene Ontology annotation, biological process: sensory perception of smell; G protein-coupled receptor signaling pathway. The transcript has a single exon. The record is from RefSeq and is a predicted model, not a curated record. Gene Ontology annotation, molecular function: odorant binding; olfactory receptor activity; G protein-coupled receptor activity. The coding region runs from base 1 to 1170 and encodes 389 amino acids. NCBI's taxonomy places the organism in Eukaryota, Metazoa, Chordata, Mammalia, Pilosa, Megalonychidae. Gene Ontology annotation, cellular component: membrane.